UUCAAAAACAAGCAAGGCUUGAAACAGAAACUUCAUCAAAAACUUUGUUUACAUUGCAAAUUCCCGAACAUUUUCGUUAUAAACACCUCGCUGACUUUGAUUUAUGAUUUUAUUAAGAAUGAUUGCAAAAACUAAUAAACUGAGAAGAAUUUUGUUUUAUUUCUAUAAAAGUUUCAAUAAAAUAAGCUUAUUUAAUUCAAACUGAAAAAAAACAAACAACAAACUUUGGAGAUAUUGACAUACUUAUUUACAGAUAAUAUUUAUUAGAUUUAGAUUUUUAUUGUUUUAAAAUGAGAACUUUUAACUGACGUGUUGAAUUUAAUGUGCCUUCUGCUUUUUGUGUGAGAUUUUUAAAAACCGAAUUUCUUUCGAGUUCUUUUUAUAAGUUUUAAUUUAAUUAUAUUUAUUGUUUGUUGUUAAAAGUGGAAUAAGCAGACCAGUAAUAUGUUAUUUCUAUGAAUUGAAUGAAAUAAGUAUGCUGUUACAAUAGGUUUUAACUUUGCUAUUUGUGAGAAAUGAAAUUUUUAUUCAGAUUUUCAAGUAUUAUAUAGAAGCUACAUUUCAAAUUAUAGUUGUGAAAAAUCAUUGAAAAGCAGAUGUAUUCCCUUUUUGAAGUGCGCAAAAUUUUAGCUGUAUCUAAUCCUGGAGGUGGAAAAGAUGUGGAAAUUAUUUUAACUGCUUAUACAGAAAAUAAAGAAAGUAGCUCAUUAGCUUUGGUUUGUAGCAAUGGUUACAUAUUAUUUCGCUAUGUUUGUAAUAAAUGGGACUCUCCUCUCAUGCGCCAGCUUUGUUGGUUUAAUAAUCCUGGAAAAGUAAUAAAAGCUUUAUGUUUUGAUCCUUCUGGCUUGUGGCUACUUAUUGUUACUCAAGAUGCAUCACUUUAUAUUUUGCCAGCAUUUUCAUUUUUUAAUCCUGAUACCAAGAUAUCUGCUAAUUGGAAAGUGGAUAAUUUGACUGAAAUAAAACUUCCUGGCAAAAGAGCGUCAUUUACCUCGGUUCAGUGGUGGCAGACACAUGCCGGAGAACAUAUUGCUAUUAUAGGCAGUGAGCUUGGAGAAAUUUCAUUUGUGAAUUUAGUUAAUAAGAAAGAGGUUGGUGGUACUUAUAUAACCAUUGGCAUAUCUGCACUUGAUAUUUUAUAUGAUGAAAGUCAUGAUACUACUUACUUGUUGAUUACAGGAUAUAGUCAACAACAAUGGCGCUUAUUACUAGAGGAAAAGAAGUCAAAUUUUUACUGGCCUUUUAGUUCUGAUUCUGAUGUUAGCAAUAUCAAGAAAGGAAUGCCUGUUGCUGAGAGAAUUUUACUUGCUGAUGAAAAAAAUGGUGAUCAGAGGCCUCACCGAUUAUCUAAAUUUGAAAGUGGUACGUUUUUGACCCCUCAAGGGGGGGAUGGCAGAAAUCUUGUUUCAGCUUACAGUUCAUCAUCUUGCCUUCUUCAGGUCCUUGAAGGUGAUUUGGAUCAAAUGCAUCUAUUUUCUUAUAAAGUUCCUGCUGAGUGUGAAAGUAUCGUGUUAUCCGACAAAUUUAUUUUUGCAACCCUAAGAGAUCAAACAGUUUCAAAUCAACGUGUGUUUAAAAUCAUUUCAAGAAAGUUUUCUGAAAUUUCUUCUGAAAAUGCCAAAAAGAAAGAAUCUCAGUGUGCAGAAAUACAAAGCUUUGUCUUUAGUGAUAAAAUAAUUGCUCUUUACAAAUUAUUAAACCAUUCAUCAAGGAAAAAAAGGGUUUCUUUUUCUGCUCAAGGUAAUUCAAGUGAAAAUCCUGAUAAUCUUGAAAUAUCUGAAUCUGCCUCCAACUUCAAUGUUGUAAAUAAAUCUUUCAAUAAUCUUGGUACAAGUCAAAGUAUGCAUACUUCUGAUAUUAAAACAAGAACAUUAGAGGGAUGUAUUUUAAUCCAGAAAGAUUGUGUCUGGGAAUGUAGACAAAAAAUAUCUGCCAAAGAACUGUUUUUAAGCCUUACAGAUACACCUACAACAUUACCGUUGGCUGAAAACGUAUGCAUGAUGCUAGGAUUAGACUUACACAAACUGUACGAAAUCGCAGCUGAUAAGCAACUAUCAAAUGGGCGAUUUCCUCAAGCUGUUCAUUUGUAUCAAUUAUCAAAGUGCCCACAAUUAAAGCGAGUUGCACAUUUCAUGGGAUAUGGAUUCUUGUCAGAAUUAAUAGCAUAUAUACAAGUUCUUUUUAGUACUAAAGGUGUUGAAAUAGUAUCUGCUGAUAAAUGUCACUUUGCUAACAUUGCUCUUCAUUGCUUUGCUCACCAAGCUAAAAAUAAACUGACAGAAAGAAUGAUGAUAAACACAGCUUUUAAAAAAUUUUUAAAAGAGAAUCUAUAUUAUGAUGAAGAGGUAUCUGCAAAACUUUUGGCUGAGCAAGGUCUUUAUGAAUUGAUACACUUUUUUGCAAAGGUUCGAGGGCAACAAGGCUUGGCUGUGGAAACAUUGUUGGUCACUGAUGGAAUCAAAAAUACUAUUGAUGCACAUAUUUUAGAUAUUUUACGAAAUUCACCUUACGAAGUUAUUCUUCAUCAUGAAAAUGCUGAACAUUACAUGAAAUGCAUGACUUCAUACCAUCUGCUACAAUUCUUAGCCGCAAAGCCCUCAUUUUUAAAUUUACAUUUAAAACAUUUGAUUUUACUGUUGCCUGCAAUGGAUAUUCCUUCUUUACGCCGAGUUGCUUAUCUUUUCGAUCCAUCUCGUCAAGUAGCAAGGUUGUCUUUUAAAAAUAUGUCAUCAACAAUUAGCAAGAGAAGUUGGAGUUUGAGUUCUUUAGCAACUAUAUCCUGUGACAUGAAUGAUCCUAAGCUGAAGGAAGAAGCAUCUACUAUUGAAGAUAUUAUAAAGUUUUUCGUUUUUGUUUUGUUAAUGCUUUGCUAUAAGUUGGGUUACCCAAAAUUUCUAAAAGAUCUCUUGAAAAAUGAAGUAUUUUGUGUGGAGCCUUCCAAUUUUGAAACAAGCUCAGAAAAUAUUAAAGAGUUAAUAGAUUCAAAAAAAACAUUAUCUUGUGGACAAGCACACACUGCUUAUAUACAUAAUGGAAUACUUUAUAUGUGGGGAAAAUCAGGAAGUGGAAGACUUGGUAUAGAAGACAUUGAUGAAUAUCUUCCUCCUCAACCUGUACCAAUUUUGCUUCAGCUUCAAGUAAAUGUUUUAUCAGUAUCUUGUGGAGCUCUUCAUACUCUUGCUUUAACAGAUUAUGGUUUGUUUAGUUGGGGAUCAUCUCGAUUUGGGCAGCUUGGUGUAGGAGAAGUUCAACAGUCUGUUCAACCACUGAUUAUUGAAAGUCUUUUGGCUGAAAAAAUUCAACAAGUUUGUUGUGGUCAGUACCAUUCAAUGGCUCUAACAUGUAGUGGAAGAGUUUAUACAUGGGGAUGGGGAGUACAUGGCCAGCUCGGACAUGGUAAUGCGGAAGAUCAGAACAUUCCAAAGCUAAUAGAAUGCAUAAAGAAAAGAAGGAUUAUUUCUAUAUGUGCUGGUCAAGGUCAUAGUGUUUUAUUAAGUAAAAAUGAAGAAGUUUAUACUUUUGGAUGUGGAAUGUUUGGUCAGCUCGGAACUGGAACUGUUUUGAAACAAAGUCGGCCAGUAGAAAUUAAUAUUCCUGAACAAAUAAGACUCAUUGCUUCUGGUUUCUUUCAUGUGAUUGCAGUAAGUAAUACAAACAAAAUAUAUACCUGGGGCUGCAAUCCACAAUCAUUACGUAUUCAAGCUCAAAAUUCUCGCCGAGCUCGUCAGCAUGGCACCAAUACUUCUCUUAAUUCAAGACUGUCUCCUGGUUCUACAAAUGGCAGCUCACUGCACCAAAGAUCAUCUAAUGUGAAUAAUGCUGUUCAACAAAGCCAUCUUCUACCUAAUUUGCUUAAUACUUCACUAAUUAAUGAUGAUAUAACUGAGGUUUCGUGUGGAAGUCAUCAUACAGUUGUUGUGACUAACAGUGGUGAAGUAUACUCUUGGGGACGAAAUUCUGAAGGGCAGAUUGGUAAUGGAACAAGAAAAGAACAGAAAAUACCUUCUUUGGUUAUUGGACUUAAAGAUAGACAAAUUGAGCACAUUUCAUGUGGAGCUGAUUUCUCAAUUGCUGUUGAUAUGAAUGCUAAAAUAUUUGGUUGGGGACAAAAUGACAGUGGUCAACUUGGAUUAAAACCAGUUCUUGAGUCCAACACUAAACAUAAUUCUGGUUCUUCUGGAGGCAGAGUUAUAACGAUUCGUACUAAUCGUAGAAUGAUAACCAUAACACAGCCCUGUCGUCAGAGUGUUCUUCGCCCAAUUGAAGUUGCUGUUCCUUAUUAUGAAAUAAAAUCCAGCAUUUAUGACAGUGGCAGUUUUGAAAAUGAAUACUCUGUAGUGAAAAUUUUAAAUCAUGAUCUUCAAAGUAGAAAUUUAGGUGAAAAUAUUCCUCAAUUAUCAUCACUUGAUGAUCCUCCAUAUGGACCGCGUGCUCUACAUGCUGCAUUGAAUAUAUUUCAUCAAUAUUUUGAUUUUACUAUGCUUCUCAAUCACUGCCUCAAUUUUGGAAAUUUUCAAGCUGCUGCAAAGCUAUGUGCACUGGAAAAACUCUUUGAUCAGGCUUUAGAUUAUCAACUGAAGGCACUUUCUGUUGAAUCAAAUCCAGUUCAGUCACAAAUGGCUCUAUUUAUAACUGAAUAUUAUACAAAUCUACUCGAGAUAAGAAAUGAAGAUACAAACCAAAAGUUCUUAAAUAAUAUAAUUCGAUUUUGGAUACAAAAUAAUUUAGAAAUUCUCCCACUUGAAAAAUUUUUUCAAGCUUACAAUUGCAUAUUUUCAUAUCCAUUAAGUAUUAUACUAUCAAGUAAUGAUGCUUCUAUAGUUACGGAAUUUGAAGUACAGCAGAAAUUUAUUUCUCAGUUAAGUCCAAAAUUCUGCAUGGACAUUUUGUAUGGGACAAUUAAAGAGAUGCAACAAGGAAGCCAUUUAAGAAAUUUAGUUGAUGAAAUGGUUACAUUGUCAAAUACAAAAAACACACUGCAUAAGAUUCAAGAUUCAGAUACGUUAACAGAAUGGGAUGAUUCCAUUCCUCAAGAGCGUUUGUGGAUGGACAUAAUGCACAAUUUGCAAGCAGGAAUUGCUCCACAUUCUGCCAUUCACAUGUCUACUAAUAAUAUAGAUUUUUUAGCAAAAUCUUUAAUAAGUGAAAAAUUUUACUCUCAAUCAUUUAAUAAUGCUUCUGAAAUAACAGAGCUGAACUUUGAUAGAAACGAUGUUGCUAUAUUCUCUUGUGGACAUUAUUAUACCCUUGCAUCCUUUCACUCCAAUAUUUUACAGUUGUUCAAGGAAUCAAUGGUUGCCUUAACUUAUCCACUUCCAUUAACAAUUAAACUCUUGCUCUCUGAAUACCAAGAAGAUAUUUUAACUGUUGCUUGUCCUAAAUGUGUAAUUAAUGAAAUUAGUAAUUCUUUAUGAUUUUUCAUUUAUACAUUGUAAUAUUUGUAGGUUUCAGGCUAAAUAGAAUUUUUAUUAUUAAAAAAUUUGUUGAAAUAAUGCAAAAUAUAAUUUUAUGUUUUAAGAUAUUUAAUAUUUAUUGUAAAUAUUUUAUGUUACAUCGUUGUUAAAUUUGUUUUUUAUUAAAAUUUAAAAAAAAAAAAUAUUUGUCUUACACUAAUGAAGUUAGUGUUAUUCCAUAUGUGUUAUAAAGUAUCUGGUCUCCUAGAAUUGAACAAUAUGUUAUUUGAGUAUGCCAUAUAGUAUUUAACAAUACUGGCUGAAACAUACUAGUACAUUGCUCAGAAUAAAAAGAUAUCACUCUGAAUAAUUUUGUUCUAAUAAUCGGAUUUUCACGUACUAAGUGUCAAAAUAGUUAUUGGGAGUGACUUCAAAUAUGCUAAUUAAUUAGUGCUAACUAUUAAUUAAGUUACACAAUCGGACACAAAAAUGCACUUUCUCUGAAUAAACAUAUUUUUUACACAUUUGGAUUUUUGACUCUCAAAAUAGAGGGGGGUGUGACUGUAUUUUGAAAUUACAGUCCUAAUAACUUUGUCGGAAGCAGUUAUAAGUUUGGCCCCCUUAAUGUAAUUUCACUUUUUGGUCAUAUCUUUAAAACUAAUUGUGCAAUUAAAGAAAAAUUACACCCUCCCAUGAAACUUGUUUACCCAAAAAUAAUUUCAAACAGAAGCUUAUUUUUAAUAAUUAUUUAUUAUUAUUUAAUUUCAUACUGGACAAAAAAAAUUUUAAAUUAUGAGCCAUACAUUUUUUAUACCAUAUUAAUCGAUGUAUUUUUCUAUAGUGAACUCAAAAGUUUCAAUUGUUUUUAUAGAGAAGAAGCUGAGAAAAAUUCAAAAACGAAUUCUUUUAAAAAAAAUAAUAAUUUGGCGACAAUGAAAAAAAUAUUUAAUUGGAGUGAUUAAUGCCUAAAUUUGGUAUUCUUUCAGGAACUUGACUUACACAAGCUUAGUGCAAUUUUCAUUCAUGAUUUUUCGAUGUUUUUAUUCUAUAUCAUUUCCUUUUUUAACUAUACAAAAUGUUUCUUUUUAAGUCGAAUUUAGUAAAGAGAUUUGAAUAAAGUAUUAUGUUUAACAAAUGUCAAAUCUUAUUAAAAUAUGUUUUUGAUUGAA
Messenger RNA from Parasteatoda tepidariorum (common house spider), 6562 nucleotides. RefSeq lists its product as uncharacterized. NCBI's taxonomy places the organism in Eukaryota, Metazoa, Arthropoda, Arachnida, Araneae, Theridiidae. Gene Ontology annotation, molecular function: protein binding. The record is from RefSeq and is a predicted model, not a curated record.